Moneuplotes crassus is the source of this 1891-nucleotide messenger RNA. The record is from the annotation of a GenBank genome assembly. Lineage: Eukaryota; Ciliophora; Spirotrichea; Euplotida; Euplotidae.
UUUAAAGAUGUUCGACUCGAUCUUGAAAUCAGCCACUGAUCUGAAGAACAAAGUCUUGAGGAAGACUGAGUUAGAGAUUUUGCUAGAAGAAGCAACCAAUUCGGAUAGCUGGAAUGUUACUAAUACGAAACUUCAGCAGAUAGCUGAUUUUACAGAGGAUUGGAAUAAUUAUAAUUUGGUCAUGAAACAUUUGUGGGAGACAGUCAACCUUGAGAUGAAAUAUCAUGUAAAUAUCUUUAAGGGUCUGCAUCUUAUGGAAUUUCUUGUCAAAAAUGGGAAUGAAAGGAUUAUCCAAGACCUCAAAGAUGAUAUACGGAAGAUCAGAACCCUUCAGGAUUGCACCCAUCAUGUAGACGGCAUUGACAAAUGAUCUGGGAUUAGAGACAAGGCUAAAAUUAUUGUAGAUUUGGUUUCAGAUUCAGAACGAUUACAAGAAGAAAGAGAAUUUUCAAGGAAAAAUCGAGAAAAGUUUGCUUCUAUAAGUAACGCUGAAGGAGGAAGUAUUUCAGGCAUGGCUAGCUACUCAGGAAAUUAUGAGCACCCAACCUCGGUCUUUUUGUCUUCUGGAAAGGACAAAAAUAAGAAUAAGAAGAAAUCGAAAGAAAAUUCAAAAUCAAAGAAGCAUAAGAAGAAGAAAAAGAAGAAGGCCUCAAGCUCAAGCGAAGAAAGUAGCAGUGAUAGCGACAACAGCAGUGAAGACGAAUCUAGCAGCGAAGACGAAAAGGAAAAGAAGAAAAAGAGCAAGAACAAGAAGAAAAAAUCUAAGCAUGAAAAACCAAAUGAAGAGAACAAGCAAGAUGAUAUAUUUGGAUUGAUGAUGGAAGAUUCUUCACAAAAUGUAAAGCAGAGUAAUCCUACAACGGAUGUUUUUGGAGAAAAUUUCGGUGCACCUCAAAAUAGCCAAGCUCAGGACUUAUUUGGUGCCCAAGCUCCCCAAGCUUUCUCUUUGCCAAAGCCUCCUCAGAAAGAAUCCCCUCUGGAUUUUCCAAGUGUUGGGCAACAAAAUGUAGGAAUUGAUGCAUUUGCAAGUAUGGCUGCUAUGAGUCAAGCACCUCCUCCACAAGCGCAGAGUUUUGGUACUUACCAACAGACAUCAACUACUAGAAGCCUUGAUGCAGCUUUUGGACAGAUGAAUUUAAAUCAGCAGACUCAAUUUCAACCUCAGUCUACAGCUGGUUUUGGUGUAGCUCAAAAUACCUUAGGAUCAAAUGCUCAAUUCCAGAGCAGUGGAACUCCUCAACAAUUCCAACAAACUUCAGGAUUUGGAGGAACGACAGGCAUGGCCCCUCCAAGUAAUGAUAUAUUUGGAACAGCAUCUGCGACUCCAGGUGGGUUUAGUGCUUCAGCUGCUUCAACAGGGGGAUUCGGAGUACAACAGCCACCAACUUCAUCUGCAUUAGGAUCUCAGCCCACUACUCAAACAUCACAGAAAGAUAAUGGAUUUGGAGCUUUCCAGUCUUCUGAGAAAGAUGCAUGGUCAAUGGGUGAAGGAUUGGUGAAUCUUGGAAAUAUCAAAAAGAAAGAUGCAGGACCUUCUCCUCAGAAGCAAACUUCCAUGUUUGGUGGAGCACCAGCAAGUCAACCUCCAGCAUGGGGACAAUCCUCCUCUGGAGCAUUUAGUUCUUCAGGAGGAAUGACUAGCACUGGGGCAUUCGGACAGUCCCCAUCAACAGGUUUUGGUAGAGCUCCUCAGAGUACAGGGGCAUUUGGAGUACCUCAGAGUACAGGAGCAUUUGGAGCUCCUCAGAGUACAGGAGCAUUUGGAGCCUCCUCAUUCAGUAGUACUCCUCAGCAGAAUACUCAGGCAUUUGGAGGAUUUACUCAACCCUCUCAGAAUCAAUCAACAGGAUUUGGAGGAGCAGGACAAGGUGGUAAUUCCCUGUUUGACUAA